AUGGAUCCUUUGAUACAUGGAUCUUCCACAGGCACCAAGGCUGCACUCUUGGGUAUGGAUAUAGCGAAGGGACUAAGCUAUCUCCAUGAGGAAUGCAGCCAAGUUGUAACAAGGAGGAAGGGAACACCAGGCUAUUUGGCUCCUGAAUGGGUGAACUCAAUUAUCACUGAGAAAGUAGAUGUCUAUAGCUUUGGUGUCGUGGUCUUGGAAAUCUUGUAUGGGCGCAAAAAUUUGGAUAGGUCUCAGCCUGAGGAAGAUAUGCAUUUACUAAGUCUAUUUAAGAGGAAAGUAGAAGAGAAACAGCUUCUGAAUAUCGUUGAUAAAUACAAUGAUGACAUGCAAAUACAUAGAGAAGAAGUUGUGGAGAUGAUGAGGGUUGCUGUGUGGUGUCUACAAAGUGAUUUUUCUAGGAGGCCUUGA
This is a messenger RNA of Camellia sinensis, 420 nucleotides long. NCBI's taxonomy places the organism in Eukaryota, Viridiplantae, Streptophyta, Magnoliopsida, Ericales, Theaceae. The record is from RefSeq and is a predicted model, not a curated record.